Molecule: messenger RNA, 2029 nt
Organism: Oryzias latipes (Japanese medaka)
Lineage: Eukaryota; Metazoa; Chordata; Actinopteri; Beloniformes; Adrianichthyidae
Source: RefSeq, a predicted model, not a curated record
CUUGUUGUGUGGGCAUGGAAAUGAAGAAGAAGCACGCACGCGGGCAGACUGGCAUCGUUAGCUUCGAGCUUCGGGCAAGGGGGAUUUCACCGCGGAGUGUCUGAUUUUGUUUGUUUGUUUUUAAGCCGAACCCCGCGACAACAGCGAUGUCUUCAGUCGAGUUUCUGAGAGAGUUUAUCAGCGAGAGGCUCGACGCUGCUGCGGAGAGGAUCCUGGCCCGGUACGAGAGAACCGUGGAGGAGUACGAGGAGAAGAGCGAGCGACGCCGGAGGCAGACAGACAUCAGCUGGAGCCCUGAUCAGGUCCAACCGCCCGCUUUAGUGCCAUGUAGGGGGGAGAUGUCAUGGGAUGAUCCUGAAGCACAGGCACCUUUUGUGUCUAACAGGAACCACACCAGCAAAGAUCCAGGGUUAGGACACAGUCCUCCCCCAGGAUUCUAUGAACGCAGACGGGGAGGAGAGGAGCUCCGAGGUGAAGCAGGAGGUAGCCGAGGCGUCGCAGGUGAAGGAUGAAGAGGAGGAGCUCAGCAUCGCUCCGGACGAGGAGCCACUGGACGUGAAGCAGGAGGCUGACGCCGCGAUGAAGACUCCUGAAGGGGAGUAAUGGUGCUCCUAAUGCCGGAAGCUCCACCUGUUCCGGUGUUUGUUGCUCCUCUAGCCGUUGACGUUCGACAGACUGAGCAGCUUCAGCGCCAAACGGCAGCUUUCACAGCCGACCUGCUGCCACCCUCAGAACUCUGGAUGCUCGGGGACGUUCCUGCUUGAAACGUUCAAAUCUGGAUUUGUAGGUUUUAGGCGGAAAAGUAAAAUGCAGGUCCUGGAACGCUGCACUGAGGAGUCCAUGUGGAGAACAUUUGAGCUCAGUCUGCCCUCUGCUGCUGGCUUUGUGGUCCUGUCAGAGGUGAAAAUCCAAUCCGAAAAUCCGAAUCGAAGGGGGAGGAAUGUUUUCAAUAAAGCCAGAAUUUCCACUCAUCCCGCUCAUUCGUGGGGGGCGUUAACAUCCUCAUUCCUGCAUGUUUUCCAAGAAUAACUGCUCUGCCGCGUCCUAUUGGCUGACCUAAUCAUCACACACCGAACACAUCGGCCCUUGAGGCCUGGAACUGCCACCCCAGCUCUAAAAACCUUUUCUGAGCACAUCGGCAGAUCUGCAUUCACUGAAGAUGGUAAAAAGUCCUAAGUGACCUAAAUCCUUUAACCCUUGUUCUAUCUUGUGGGGUCCAGAUGACCCCACUCCCAACGUUAAUGUUGGGAGUGGGGUCAUCUGUACCCCACAAGAUAGAACAAGGGCUGGAAGGACUGUUGGUUUCCAAACCACAUUUCUAGUUAAGGAAAAGACUGGAUGACUACAAUGAAGGAUAAUGCAAACAGGAAGUGGCUUCUCAAAGGAAACUUCCUGUGUAACCCCCACCUCUGGAAGAAUCACGGCUGACUUCGGUGGAACGUAAUGUUUCUGACCUCACGGCCGGACAGGAACGUCAAGCUGGACAAACCGAGAUGAACGUUUAGUUUCAAAUGACCUAUUGCCUUUAAUAAAAGGUUUUAAACUUCUAUUCUUUUGCUUUGGAUGUGAACAAACUGACAUGGAAAAGAAAACUUUAUUCCCAGAUCUCCACAGGAAGAAUGUGAACUUUGAGCUUGUGCUUUUUUUUAAAAGUAUUUUUAGUGUCACAUUUAAAUGAGUUUACCCAACAUUUCAUCAUGAACUGAUCAACCGCCUGCUGGUUGUUACAUUUUCACAUCACCUCUGAUUUUACCAUGAAAUACAUUCUGUGUCUCAUCACUGAAUGCUCACAACAUACAAGAAAAACUGUUUCAUUCAUUUCAUAUCAUUUAACCCUUUUUGGUUUUAUCCAUCCAACCUUUUUUUUAACCCUUUCUUUUUUUAGGGUCACUGGGUUGCUGGAGCCUAUCCCAGCUACUGUUGGGUAAAGGCAGGGUUCACCCUGAGCAGGGCACUGAUAAUCUGAAAGGACACUUACUUGUCUUAGUGCAAUAAAUGGAAAACAGAAAAAUAAAUAGUUUUUAUUUAU